AUGCCAGUCUGUUUCUUGUACAAAAUAUUGAUUUCUCUAUUGAUUUUCGAUCAAUAUGGAGCACAGGUACCACUUGCUGAAUAUCAGUGUGGUACUGAUAUUACAACCCGAUUCCUAUCAAAUCUGAUGACGUCAUCGUGUGAUCAGAUCGGAAUCAAUGUGUGCUGUAUCCAUCACGACGAAUGCUAUUCAUCCUGUGCACUGUCGCAACUGUCCUGCGAUGCAACGUUCUGCAACUGCAUCGCCGCUCUCGACGCAAGCAUCUACUGCAGAAAUGUGGUCUACGCAUGGCAUUGCAACGCUGUUCAGUGGUUAGGGGAUCGCUUCAUCUGUCCACCUAUGGGUCAACCACUCUUUGGUGGCUAA
Molecule: messenger RNA, 366 nt
Organism: Ostertagia ostertagi
Lineage: Eukaryota; Metazoa; Nematoda; Chromadorea; Rhabditida; Trichostrongylidae
Source: the annotation of a GenBank genome assembly